AUGGGUAAAACCAAGAAGAGAAGUAGAGAGAAGGAUUCGGAGGAAAAAAUUCUCAAAAAACUGAGAAAGCUUGAGGAGAAAUUAGGACGAAGACGGAUCGCCUUCGAAGAAGGCCCAGAAGAGCCAGUCCUCCAAAAGGAGAAUCGUCCAGAUAACCUCUCUGUACCUUCCACGUCAAGUGACAUAACCAAAGACCAUACUAACGUACCGGCUUUGGGCGAGCUGUCACAAAUACCGGACCCUGAGAUUGCAGAGAUAUAUUCCGGAAUUUUGGAAGGAAAAUCAGAGGUUAGCGACACGGUAGUCGGAACUAAACAACUGGACGAAGAAACUAAGAAAGUCCUCGGGAUAGAUCCAGAAAAUGCAAAGCAGAAAGAGAUCGACCUUCAUCCAGAUCUGGUUUCCAGAUGGGCCAAAUGGAUCAAAGAAGGUUUGCCCAAAGAAACUAAAACAGAAGUUUUAGAUAAAUAUGAUAGGAAAGGAACUCUUUCCUUGGAUGCUCCCACGUUGAAUGCAGAAAUUGCAGCUACGUUAAACGAAGCCGGCACUAAACGAGAUAACUUGUUCAUUCAAGAACAAAAUUUGGCCGGAACAGCUCUCGCAUCGUUGGGAGAAGCAAUUUCGAUGAUCCUGAAGGACGAGGAGGAUCCUAUAGACAGACUGAAGCUGCUAGAACGCCUAGCUGAUACUGGAAAAUUGAUAGCCCACCUUUAUUUCCAGAUUUCUUCGGCUAGGAAGGCUUUUAUUGCUCCUAUAUUGACAAAGCAAGUAAAGGAUUUGCUUCAAAAAACAACCCCGGGAGAAUUUCUCUACGGCGAUAAGCUAGGAGAAGUACUCGGGGCGCCCUUUAAACUGGAGAGGCCCUUCCUCGAGAUCGGGAACAGCGAGUCAGGGCUACAAGUCACAGAAGUUCUCGAAGAACCAACAACAAAACAGGGCGAAACAAACCCCGCAAGCCAAGGUUCAAUCCACGCAACCGGAGAAACAAUAAAUUCUGAAAACGUCCUUGACGCAUCCUCUGGCGAAUCACCUUUCCCUGGUUGCAGGAACCUUAUGCGGAUAGCAUACAGGAAGAAAAGUCUACCCGAAGAGGCCAUCGAUAUUUUAGUUUCUUCUUUAACAGCCUCUACCUUACGACAAUACGAUUCUGGAUUAAAAAAUUGGUGGAAUUUCUGCAGAGAACUUAAGCUAGAUCCUCUUCAGGCAGAAACAAAUGCAGUUCUACAGUUUUUAUCUCAACGUUUUAUCAAGGGAGCUUCCUAUGGCACUCUCAACACCGAGAGAGCGGCGAUAUCACUUAUAAGUACAAACGAUUCCGUAAAUAAUCCAGUAAUGACCCGGUUUUUCAAAGGAAUUUUUAAAUUAAGACCUACUAAACCAAAAUACGAUUCAAUUUGGGAUAGUGAAGUAGCCUUAAAGUGGGCAGAAAAUACAAGACAUGCGGCGACCUCGACAGCAGACGCCAAAGGAUUAGACGUAAAUAUCAUUCGGAAAACAGCUAGCUGGUCAGAACAAUCCAAGAUGUUCGCUAGAUUCUACAAAAGACCGAUUUUAACCGACCAUGCAAAUUUUGUGGCAGUAGUUCUGGGCGACGACUAG
Molecule: messenger RNA, 1599 nt
Organism: Vollenhovia emeryi
Lineage: Eukaryota; Metazoa; Arthropoda; Insecta; Hymenoptera; Formicidae
Exons: 5
Coding region: 1-1599 (532 amino acids)
Source: RefSeq, a predicted model, not a curated record